ACACUUCCGCAAUGAAGUCUUGAUUACAAACAAAAGAGCAACAUUUUUCUGAUUGGAGUGUUUGAAUAGGAUUGUAUCUGUUUCAACGAAACAGGAUGUUGUCGUUAUAAGUAUGUUACAUUCUUCAUAAGUCUGCCUCGUUAAUUUGAACUCGCUUAUUUUUGUUACGAUUCGUUUUGGAAAAUGAUACCGAUUAAGCUGUUCUUUUUGUUAUGGAUGAUUCUGUACGUAAAUUGCCGAAAUGUACCGUAUACAACAGAAAAGAAAUGCAAUAGUACCGGUAACAGUUUUGUUAAUAGCAAGAUCACAGACGACUGGCAAAGUGGCGCUUACAUGUAUCGCAAAUAUCAGUGUCGGACAGAUUAUAUCAGUAAUAUUCCAGACUUAGGGGAUAUUGUGUUUAAGUGUAUGUACUUUCGGAGGUCAGCAUCACAUGAAUGGAAAUCCACGUCAGCUUGGUUUACUGAAGGCGGUUCUUUAUAUCUACAAAAUGUGACAUGCGAACAAUUACCAGCAAAGAAAAAAUGUUCAGCUCCACCAUUGCCAAAGAACAACAUGACUAGAGAAAUAACGACUAGCUACCUAAUGCCUGUCACGAUCAAUGGUGUCAAGAAAGCCAUAAAAGAUUUCUACACUGGUGAUACAGUAAAGUACAGUUGUAAACCGGGUUUUAUAUUAUCAUCUGAUACAUCAUUCUAUACUGUUUAUGACUAUUAUGACGAAUCAUCAACUACAGCACCCGCCACAGUUUUAAAGGAUAUCACAUGCAACGCAGGUGGCCUCUGGAAUGGCUUUUUUGAUUCUGAAUUGUUCUUCGGUGAAUGUCAAGAAAUAAAAUGCGAUGCUUCCUCGUAUGCUGAUAUAAGUAAUGGUAAUAUUACAAACUUUAAAGAAACUUACGAAUAUCUCGAAGAGAUGAAAUUGGAAUGCGAAGACGGAUAUCGGCACAAAGGCGGCGUUAAAUCUGUUCUUUGCAUGACACCAUCAAGUUUCAGCGAAUUUUCAAUGCUCGAUUUGGGCUGCGAACGAAUCCAAUGUAUUGAACCGGAGAGCCCGAGUAACGGCUUUUUAAGAAUGGAUCACAAUUAUGUUGAUGGAACGGUUAUUUACGAAUGCGAAUCUGGUUACGACCUGAUAGGAUAUCCGGAGUGGAGAUGCCAAUUGAACGGCAAAUGGGACCAUGAUUGUAUAAAAUGUACCAGUGAAGAUGCAUACUGUUCUCCGCCAUGUUUGCCGCCUGGUGCUAUGAUAACAACUUCCUCUGAGAGUUAUCAGAUUGGUGAUGUGUUAGACUUUACAUGUAAAUCCGGCAAAUACUACGGAGGGUCCACUAAUCGAACAUGCAUGAAGAAUAGAAACUGGAGCGGUACUCCUAUAGAUUGCACAGGGGAGUCUUUGUUUGAUUCUAGUGUAGGAAUUGAGUUGAUAUCAGCUAUGAAAAAGAUUUCAGAGAAUAAAACGGAAAACUCUACUAAAACAGAUACAAUAAUGUCAAAGACAAUAAAUGUCGGGAACAGUGGUGGUGUAGACGUGUACCUGCUUGUUGAUAUAUCUAAGAGUAUUACACCAAAGAAAUUCAACACAACUAUAAGAUUUGUAUCUGCAUUACUCCCAGAGCUUGGUAUUAAUGAUGGUGAAACUGGUACAAGGCUAGCACUUACAUUCUUUGGCUCUAAACCGUUAAGGAUAUUUGACAAACAUUCAGAGGAGAUGGGGGGGCAGCCGUUUGAGUCAUAUGAAAUGGCGAAAGAAGAAAUAGAAAAAUAUAUGAAUGAAAAGGAACUGAUAAAAAUAAGAGAUGAAACAG
This is a messenger RNA of Ruditapes philippinarum (Manila clam), 1807 nucleotides long. Its product is annotated as complement factor B-like. Lineage: Eukaryota; Metazoa; Mollusca; Bivalvia; Venerida; Veneridae. The record is from RefSeq and is a predicted model, not a curated record. Gene Ontology annotation, molecular function: serine-type endopeptidase activity. Gene Ontology annotation, biological process: complement activation; proteolysis. Gene Ontology annotation, cellular component: extracellular region.